Messenger RNA from Harmonia axyridis, 1122 nucleotides. RefSeq names its product probable dimethyladenosine transferase. Gene Ontology annotation, molecular function: rRNA (adenine-N6,N6-)-dimethyltransferase activity. Gene Ontology annotation, biological process: rRNA methylation. Bases 139 to 1059 code for a protein of 306 amino acids. Gene Ontology annotation, cellular component: mitochondrial matrix. Lineage: Eukaryota; Metazoa; Arthropoda; Insecta; Coleoptera; Coccinellidae. The record is from RefSeq and is a predicted model, not a curated record. The transcript has 5 exons.
UUUAUCUCUAUGCUCUUGGAAUUAUUAAUAUUCGGUGAUAGAAACAUAACCUAUUAUUAUUAAGAAGGGGACUUAACCACUUUACUAAACAAGUUUUUUAAAUAAAAACAAAACAAUAUUUCACAUUAAAUAAUCACAAUGCCGAAGAUAAAAGCUGAAAAGAAAACAAGGGUCCAUGAGACUAUUGCAAAACAAGGUAUACUUUUCAAUAAGGAUUUCGGUCAGCACAUAUUGAAAAAUCCCAUGGUUAUCAAAUCGAUGGUGGAGAAAGCAGCAGUCAGAUCAACAGAUACAGUACUGGAAAUAGGUCCUGGUACAGGAAAUAUGACGGUGGCUUUGUUGGAAUCGGCAAAGAAAGUUAUUGCCUGUGAAAUUGACACAAGAUUAGUUGCAGAACUGCAAAAACGUGUGCAAGGUACUCCUUUGAAACCAAAACUUGAAAUUUUAGUUGGAGAUGUUUUGAAAGCAGAUUUACCAUUUUUCAAUUUGUGCGUGGCCAAUAUUCCCUAUCAGAUAUCCUCACCUCUUGUUUUCAAAUUAUUACUGCAUCGACCAUUUUAUCGAUGUGCAAUUCUUAUGUUUCAAAAAGAAUUUGCACAAAGAUUAGUGGCUAAAAAAAAUGAUAAAAUGUACAGUAGGUUAUCAGUGAAUACACAGUUAUUGGCUAGAGUGGAUAUGAUUUUGAAUGUUGGAAAGAAUAAUUUUCGACCUCCUCCUAAAGUAGAUUCAGCAGUGGUUCGAUUGGAACCAAGAAAUCCACCUCCACCUAUAUCAUAUAUCGAAUGGGAUGGCCUGACAAGAAUAGCAUUCACAAGGAAGAAUAAAACUUUGGGAAGUGCAUUUCGACAAACAUCUGUACUCACAACUCUUGAAAAGAAUUAUAGAACUCAUUGCAGUUUACAUAAUAAGGAUAUCCCAGAAGAUUUCAACAUUAAAAAUAAAAUUGAAGAAAUAUUGGAGAGUUCAAAUGCAGAUAAAUGGAGGGCUGCUUCUAUGGACAAAGACGAUUUCAUGUCGUUGUUGCUGGCAUUCAACAAGAAUGAUAUUUAUUUUGCAUAAAUACUAUGUACAUUAUGAUAAAAAAAAUGGGGAAAUUGUAAAUAAAAUAAAAUUGUAUUCAUA